CCCCCGGCCUGGAUGGUGUUGGCGGGGCGGCGGGGGGGGGGGGGGGUCGAUCACGUGCUGCAUGUGAUGCCAAUUAAAAGUUAAGGUCGCUCUCUGGUGUUUGAUGUGAUUGGAGGUGACACGCAGAAUGCGAGAAUAUGACACGUUAAUCUCCGAUUUCAAAACACCCUCCUUUUGGUAUGUUUUUUUUCAGACAAACAGUCAUUUUGGCUCCCAGCAGUUUAGGGGCCAAAGUUCAGUGUGGAGAAAGUGGAACCUGGUAAUCAAACGAGUUUUAUCAGUCAUUCCGAGGGUCCCUCUGUCCCUGUUUUCCUGUGCUUUUCGCCACUUGGCCACCGUUGGCACAGGAGGCCGCGGGGGCCAGAUCUGACUGUCAUUGUGCGGUCAGUCUGUAAUUACGCACACGGUCCACGUUGUACUGGUGGCUUCCUCUUCCAGUGCAGUUCCACAUCAGACCCCACUGAUCGCUGUCUGUUCCCUGUCGGAAUUGCUUCACCGGAUACCGAUUGUGCAGCUGCCGAAUGCCAGGUGCUGGGCUGGACGCGUCAUUUGCUUCCAGGGCCCGGGCGCUGCCGUCCUGGGACAGAGGCUGCCCCUGGGGAGCCAGUGAGGCCCGGGGCUGCGGGGUUAAGGCGCGUUAACCACCCACCCACUUGGUUCCCUGUGGGGUGGGCUCUCCGUUCCACAGCGAAUCGAGUUUACCGACAGUGUUCAGAAUUCGGGUAGACUGCCUAUUGGGCGCUGUGUUUAACAUCUGUACCUGCGUUCACAGGUUUACUUCUAGACUGCAGAACACAGAGUGAGAAACUCCCUUAGCAAAUGAGCUUACCCCUCCUCUUUCAUAUUGGACCUGAUUUUAGCCUUCACACAUGCAAAAGAUGGUACUUUUCCAAUUGAUUUAACCAAGACACGGCUCCAGAUUCAAGGCCAGACAAAUGACGCAAACUUUAGAGAAAUCCGGUAUCGAGGAAUGUUGCACGCCUUAGUGCGGAUAGGCAGAGAAGAAGGGCUGAGAGCCCUGUAUUCAGGGAUUGCCCCUGCGAUGUUACGCCAGGCUUCCUAUGGCACCAUCAAGAUAGGCACUUACCAGAGCUUGAAGCGACUGUUUGUUGAACACCCAGAAGAUGAAACUCUACUGAUAAAUGUGGUGUGUGGAAUUCUCUCUGGAGUCAUAUCCUCAACCAUCGCUAAUCCAACGGAUGUUUUGAAAAUACGGAUGCAAGCCCAGAGCAGCACCAUUCAAGGGGGAAUGAUAGGCAACUUCAUUAACAUUUACCAGCAGGAGGGAGCGAGAGGAUUGUGGAAGGGCGUGUCCCUUACCGCGCAGAGGGCUGCCAUCGUCGUCGGUGUGGAGCUCCCGGUCUAUGACCUCGCCAAGAAGCACCUGAUUUUCUCGGGCCUGAUGGGAGACACUGUGUAUACCCACCUCCUCUCAAGCUUCACCUGUGGUCUGGCCGGGGCCCUGGCCUCAAACCCGGUGGAUGUUGUGAGAACACGUAUGAUGAAUCAGAGAGUCCUUCGAGACGGCAGGUGCUCGGGCUACAAGGGUACCCUGGACUGCUUGUUCCAGACAUGGAAGAAUGAAGGGUUUUUUGCUCUGUAUAAAGGGUUUUGGCCGAAUUGGUUGAGACUUGGUCCUUGGAAUAUCAUUUUUUUUGUGACCUAUGAGCAGUUGAAGAAAUUGGAUUUGUGACAAGUCCAGGCUGCACGAGACAGCGCUCUGAAAACGCCUGCUUGCGAAACAAUCAAGCUUCCUGUGUUUCACGCUGCUUCUCACUGCUUGGCUCGUCACAGAUUCUGAAGCGUGCGUGAGCAACAGCCGAAGACAGGGUUAGUGCACAUUGCUGUGUGUUGGCAAUGGAUGCUCGGCAUCAAAUGUUUAAUGCCACAAACUGAUAUGCAAACACUGGUCCUUACCAUGGAAGUGCCCUUGGACAUCAAAGACGGCAUGCAAAGUGCGCGUUUCUUGCUAAAGAAAACUUGCAAGAAGAUCAGGAACUGUGAAUUGUUUUCUCCAGGGGACGGUAGCCCCUGUUGCCCUCCAGCGAACAGCUGAGAAUAGCAGAGUGCUCUAGGGAAGCUCGCAGGAACCACGGAAUGGAGCCUCCAAGAGGGUAUUACUGUUCCUGAACUUCUGGGGACGUUUGCUUCUUGUCGGCUGAAGACAUUUCACGCGUGGAGACCUGGCCCUUUCAACUCCAGGUGUAAACAGUGCAGGAAAUAGAUCUCUGGAAUAUUGCACUGCUUUAUAAUUUCCUAUUUUGGCAGGAUCUUUCACUUACAAUAAGUGAUUUUAAGCCUUUGAAGGCUUGACCUUUGUGAGGAAUUGUUACAAAGUAUUAAUAUCUAAACCCAUGAUGGUGUGAUACCUUGGCUUUGAGACUGGCAAGGUUGCUGCUGACGGGAGGGGUUUUUAGCCGCGUGGGUUUGGUCUCAGGUAAUGUUGGUAAUUUGCUCUGAUUUUUAGCCCAGUUUUAUUAUUUCUAGUCUGUAAAAUGGAGAUAUGACAUCCACUGAUGUCGAGGCUCAAAUGAAGAAAAUAGUAGCGGCUAUCACUUGACUUGAGGGUCAGUGUGUUUACAUCAGUCACGCUGUCACCUGGCUCGAAUCCCAGCAUCCACAGUUGGGUGCAAAGGAGAGAGUCGUUCUCACUGGAACCCCCAACAAAGCUUGUUGUUAGAGUCCUUGGGAAAAGAAAGAGCACAGUAUAAGUUACAGUUUUAUUACGUUUUCCUUCGCAAGAUGUUGCGAGUGAAUUGAAGAAUUGGUUUUUCCGGAUUUCCCAGAUUUUCCUUCAGUUCAGGUGAUGUCUGUUCAGAUACUUCCUGUCUUGGGCUUCCUGAUUGGUUUGGAUGGAAAACACUUGCUUGGCAUUUUAAAAAAAACGCUUUCUUUAGUGCCGCACCUGUUUUCUGGUUUCUGGAAGAGGUCCAUAGUGUCUUCCUUUCUUUUUCUAAAGACAACAAAAAUCAUUCUCCCUUCUCUUUCUCUCCUUCAUCUUGUUCCUUUGAAAAUAAAAAGUGACUCCGAGAGCCCUAAGACCUUUAUACACUUCUCGCGGGCUGCCCCAGGGCAGGGAACAUAUUUACUCGGGUACCUUCAGUUCUAGCCUUUGAGAACACUAAAUACACACUUAACUGGGGCUCCCGGGCAGACCCUCCUGCGGGGGCUUGUGCUCAGCAGGUGCCUGGUGUGUCCGGCCACCUCCCUUGAAGCAGAAAAGAAGGAACCCCGGUUUUUCUUAUGGACUGGGCAGUUUUCCUGCCAGUCCCUUCCACUUUACCUUCUUUAUUAGCGUUUACUUGGAGAAACAUUUUGUGAGGCAGAAUUGCAGUUCCAAACCAGAGACAAAGUCGUUAAAAAGAGAGAGGAAGAGGCGGUGGCGUGGCAUGUAGGGGCUAAGGGGUUAAAGACGUAGCUGAAAGUCCGGCUCCCCUGGCCCAAUCUGGAUGGGACUCUGCAGAGCUGAGCUCAUUCGGCUCCCACUCCUGGUACUGAACCGUAUCUUUAGACGGAGAUUUUCUUCCCUCUUACCAAGACAUUCCAUUGAUGUGGUAAGGGCUUUCUCUGGAAAGGCUUUCACUUUUGAGUUCUGUGAGUUUAAAGGAUUACUUUUUAAGAGUUCCCCCUUUUUUUUUUAACAAAGAAAACAUAUAUUUUUAAGUGUACAUAUAAUUUCUAAAACAGUAGAAGCAAAUCCUUUUGAAGACCGGAAAGAGUCAACGUCCUGCAACAUUCAUUAUGUCAAUUUAUUCAAAUUAUGCAUAUGUUCAUACCAGGAUGAGAAGAAACUCAAACCUCACCAUAACACCUGAGCAUGUUUUUGAGACAAAAAUAGAGUAUUUCUCCAGUGUAGCUUUAUUAAACACAUUAUACAGAACAGGAUCUUAACCUGUUUUGGUUUUUCUGUUUCUUGAAAGAGUUCACGCAGUUGCCAUGCUCCUAACCAAGAAAGAACUCAGGGACUUGGAGACUCGGUUCCCUUAUUUUCAGGGGUGUGGCUACAAGUCCCCCCACCUCCUUGGAUAUUGCUUAAAUGUGGCAAAAGGAUUUUUAGCUUUUAUAACUAAAAUGAAGAUAACGGAUUUUUUUUUGUUUGCUUGUGGAUUUGUGUAAUCAUUGAUGAUAAUUGUUGCUGAUCUGUGAUCUAAAAAUGGCCCCUGUUCAUAUUUAUUCAUGAGCUAGAAAUAGUAUGUAUUAUAUAAAAACUAUACAUUUUCAUAAGCCUUUAUAUUUCAGGCUCUUUAUUUAAACAUUGUUGGAAUAUGUGGCAUAAACCUUGUUUCAUUAUUUAAUAAACUGGACUAAUACGUAAUAAUCCAAA
This is a messenger RNA of Prionailurus viverrinus (fishing cat), 4324 nucleotides long. RefSeq names its product solute carrier family 25 member 30 (gene SLC25A30). Gene Ontology annotation, cellular component: mitochondrial membrane. The record is from RefSeq and is a predicted model, not a curated record. NCBI's taxonomy places the organism in Eukaryota, Metazoa, Chordata, Mammalia, Carnivora, Felidae. Gene Ontology annotation, biological process: mitochondrial transport. The transcript has 9 exons. Bases 971 to 1693 code for a protein of 240 amino acids.